Molecule: messenger RNA, 576 nt
Organism: Sphenostylis stenocarpa
Lineage: Eukaryota; Viridiplantae; Streptophyta; Magnoliopsida; Fabales; Fabaceae
Source: the annotation of a GenBank genome assembly
AUGGGUUGCUGCAUCAGCACACCCAAAAAUCAAAACCAAAACAAACAAACCACCCAGAAAAAUCAACACCAUGAACCACCACUUCCGCCGCCGCCGCCGCCGCCACCAGCCUUUGAAGAGGAAUAUGUGAAAGAAGUACUCUCAGAGACCCCAAUUUCCAAACCUGCACAACAAGUUCCAAUUUUGACGCCAGAAACAAACACCCUUUCGCCUCUCCUUCAAAACCCACUUCCCAUUUUCCAAACCGAGCCCACUAUAGAAGAACACUCCGAAGCUGUCUCUCAGCUCUCAGAAACAUGCAGCAUGAGCGAGAGCUUCUCCGCCGCCACAACCACCACCGCCACCAUCACCGCCACCACCGUCACGGAGGUAAGAGAAGAAGACGAUGCAACCAGCAAAGUGCACAAGUGGGACCAGUCUCCGUCCAGGAAGAGACCCCAUGUCUCCGACGGCAACCCCACCGGCGGAAGAGACCGCAGACUCAAGUCACCGGCGAGGAGGUCGGAGCCGUCGCCGGAGAAGAAAAUUAAGGGAAGUUCGAGGCCACUUAGGGGAGGGAAGCAAGGGAAUCCGUAG